CGACCUGCGUACGGGUUACCAAACGAAGCAAACGAACUACCACAGAAAAACAAAAGAGAGAGGGAGAGCGCGCGUCGCCGGAAGAAGAGAUUCACGACUUGCCUGAGUGUCACCUCAGGCAGGGGCAGAUUGGGCUUAAGGUGAGGGAGGGCUUAGGCCCAAUCUCAAUUUUUAAAAAAUCAGACCCAGUCCAAUUUAGAAGUCCAAAACGCAAGGCGGUAGCAGUCCGCUUCGUCCUUUCUUUCUGCGCGACUUCGGCGACUUCCGCAAAACCCCAAACGCGCAGGGAAGAGUCCCAGUGUAGCACUGUAGUCUGUAGCAGUCCGCUUCUUCCUUUCCGGACGACCAUCUUCGGUCGCUGCCGCCUGCCGGACGGCCACUCGGCCAGGACGGCGCACCAGGGGCUUAGGCAGUCAGCCACUCGGCCAGGACGGCGCACCAGGGGCUUAGGCAGUCAGCCACUCGGCCAGGCCGGCGCACCAGGGGCUAAGUCCAAGCUGUCCAGCUUAUUAGCUUAAGAGGGAGAAAAAGAGGCUACGACUACGUUUCGCGCCCUGCUCCGCGUAGCCGUUCGCCGGCUCCCUGCUCCGCCACUUCUCCAGUGGCCUAGUCCGCCGCCUCCUACAUCCGCCAACCUCCGCCUGCCGCCCGGGGUUGCCCACUGUCUGCCUGCUCAGCCGCUAGGACGCUGAUCAAGUGACCAACCUGACAGGCGACCGCCACUGCCCUAGAUAGCUUUGGCGCAUUACAGAUUUUGAGUUAAUCAUCAAUAUAAGCACUACAAAUAUGGGAACUCGAAAGUUGUUGUGGAGUACAACUAAUUACAUUUUUACUGGGAGCCUCAUUGGCAUCACUCUAUCAGAUCGUUAUGCCAGUGUAGUUUCUGUUAAAGGCAUUUCUAUGUCUCCAACGUUUAAUCCUCAUGGAGAUGGCCCAUUGACUAGGGACCAUGUUUUAUUGGAGAAGUUUUGCCUUGAAAAGUACAAGUUUUCUCAAGGUGAUGUCGUGGUCUUUAGAUCUCCUUCCGAUCAUAAAGAAAAACACAUAAAGAGGAUAAUAGGGCUACCUGGUGACUGGAUCAGUACACAACAGGAUGAUUAUAAUGAUGCAGUGAGGAUACCAGAAGGGCAUUGCUGGGUCGAAGGUGACAAUGCAGCUUGGAGCUGUGACUCAAGAUCUUACGGCCCUGUCCCAUUGGGUUUGAUUUGUGGAAGGGUCACACACGUUAUCUGGCCACCUCAAAGAUUUGGUAGUAUACAAAGGGAACUCCCUCAAAGCAUUUCUUCGUGAUUUUUUUUUCUUUUCUUUUUUCAUUACUAUUAAUAUUGUCAUUCUAUAUAGUUGUUGAUUGAAAUACUCCAAUUUCAUUUUGCCAUACCAAGAGAUACUCGAAUUUUGUAAUCUGCAUGAUGAUGUGUUCUUUAUCCGUAUAAUUAUAAUAACAAGAAAUAUUUGGGUUUAUAUACAUCGACUUUUUGCCACU
Messenger RNA from Cuscuta europaea, 1483 nucleotides. Lineage: Eukaryota; Viridiplantae; Streptophyta; Magnoliopsida; Solanales; Convolvulaceae. The record is from the annotation of a GenBank genome assembly.